Molecule: messenger RNA, 996 nt
Organism: Aspergillus puulaauensis
Lineage: Eukaryota; Fungi; Ascomycota; Eurotiomycetes; Eurotiales; Aspergillaceae
Gene: thiA
Product: thiamine thiazole synthase
Exons: 2
Coding region: 1-996 (331 amino acids)
Biological process (GO): thiamine biosynthetic process
Source: RefSeq, a predicted model, not a curated record
AUGUCUCCCCCAGCUGCUAUCUUCGAGCCUACUGUCGCUCCUACCGGCAUCAAGGGCAAGGUUGUGGUCCCUGAGACUACCAUUGCCGGUGGCGUCUCCCAGACCAAGCUGCUUGACCACUUUGGCGGCAAAUGGGACGACUUCAAGUUUGCUCCCAUCCGCGAGAGCCAGGUCUCGCGUGCCAUGACCCGACGCUACUUCCAGGACCUGGACCGGUAUGCCGAGAGCGAUGUCGUUAUCGUUGGCGCUGGUUCAUGCGGUCUCAGUACCGCGUACGUCUUGGCCAAGGCUCGCCCUGACUUGAAGAUUGCCAUCAUUGAGGCAUCUGUAUCUCCAGGUGGCGGUGCUUGGUUGGGUGGCCAGCUCUUCUCCGCGAUGAUCAUGCGUCGUCCUGCAGAGCUCUUCCUGAACGAGUUGGGUGUGCCCUAUGAAGAGGACCCCGAGAUGCCCAACUAUGUCGUCGUCAAGCACGCAUCUCUCUUUACGUCGACCUUGCUCUCUAAGGUCCUCCAGUUCCCCAACGUCAAGCUCUUCAACGCCACCUGUGUCGAGGACCUGGUGACCCGCCCCGCCCCCAGCGGGAGCGCACAGGAAGUCCAAAUUGCUGGUGUCGUCACCAACUGGACCCUCGUCACUCUCCACCACGACGACCAUUCGUGCAUGGAUCCCAACACCAUCAACGCUCCCGUUAUCAUCAGUACCACUGGCCACGAUGGUCCCUUCGGUGCCUUCUCAGCCAAGCGACUCGUCUCCAUGACUACCAUCGACAAGCUCGGUGGCAUGCGCGGUCUGGACAUGAACACCGCCGAGGAUGCGAUUGUCAAGAACACCCGUGAGGUGGCCAAGGGUCUCAUCAUUGGCGGGAUGGAGCUGUCUGAGAUCGACGGCUUCAACCGCAUGGGCCCUACUUUCGGUGCCAUGGUUCUCAGCGGUGUCAAGGCUGCUGAGGAAGCACUUCGCGUAUUUGAUGAGCGUAAGGCCCAGUGUGCUGAGUAG